Molecule: messenger RNA, 1867 nt
Organism: Gymnodraco acuticeps
Lineage: Eukaryota; Metazoa; Chordata; Actinopteri; Perciformes; Bathydraconidae
Gene: rerg
Product: RAS-like, estrogen-regulated, growth inhibitor
Exons: 5
Coding region: 430-1032 (200 amino acids)
Molecular function (GO): GTP binding; GTPase activity
Source: RefSeq, a predicted model, not a curated record
AACGAGAUGACGUCACCUUUGCGCGUCCCCGCGAACAGGGCUUCAAUCUACGUCAAGCCUUCAACCUACGGCACAAGACCGGGACUCCAGCAGCUCAGCUCCGUAGUAUUCCCUUUGACCCUCCGUUUCUGAUUCAUUCAUCCCGCGGAGAGCUGCAGCUCGGAACUGUCAGACAUCCAUACCUCUGCCCCCCAGCUGGAGACCUUCUACCCCCCUCCAUACAGUGGUGUGCUGUACCUCGACAGGUCAGACGCAUCGGUUUUAAUCAGCGGACUUGACAACUUUUUCUAUCUUCUCUUCUGCAUCCUUCUCUUCCUGAGCAGCGUCUCACCGGGAGGCUGCUCUGCUCAGCGGGCUGAGACCCUGUGAGAUGGAUGGCUGACCUUGGAGCUCUCUGAUUGGUUCGCUGAACUCUCUCCAGCUGCUGUCAUGGCCAAAAGUCCGGAGGUGAAGCUGGCCGUCUUUGGCAGAGCCGGAGUGGGCAAGUCAGCUUUGGUGGUGAGAUUUCUGACCAGACGCUUCAUCUGGGAGUACGACCCGACCCUCGAAUCAACAUAUCGUCACCAAGCCAACAUUGACGAUGAGGUUGUUGCCAUGGAGAUCCUGGACACUGCCGGGCAGGAGGACAUCCAGCAGAAGGAGAGUCACAUGCGUUGGGGUGACGGAUUUGUCAUUGUAUAUGACAUCACAGACCGCGGGAGCUUUGAGGAGGUGGCUCCGCUGCGAAGUCUCCUAGAGGAGGUGAAGAGGCCCAAAAACGUGCCUCUGGUCCUGGUGGGCAACAAGUCGGACCUGGACCACGCCCGGCAGGUGGGCACCGAGGAGGGCGAGCGCCUGGCUGCUGAAAUGGCGUGCGCCUUCUACGAAUGUUCAGCGUGUGCCAACGAGGGGGGCACCGUGGCCGAGGCCUUUCAUGAGCUGUGUCGCGAAGUGAGGCGCCGCAAGGCCGUGCAGGGCAAGGCCCGGCGCCGCAGCUCCACCACACACGUCAAACAGGCCAUCAACAAGAUGCUGACCAAGAUCAGCAGCUAAAGGAGAGUGGUUGCAUGAGAAAUGUACAUUUAUCUCCUGUAAACGUUUCUAGAAAUGCUUGGCUCUGGAAUGUGUUCUGUUUCUCUGAUCGUUUUUCAAUUAAAAUGUUCCAAGUGCAAUAUCUCUCCCCACUAGAAGAUGUAAAGCACUCACUCUGAUCAGAAGUAUCAUGGAGUUUCAUAAGGAACCAUAAAUAUCAUGAGGUUCUUCAUUUUUCUGAAAGUGAUGCAUGAAAGGCGUAUUUUCUGGCAUGCCAAGGACCCAAGGAUUUAUUGAUGUUGAAAGAGAAGAUUGUUGGUUUGCUCUCUGUAUCUUGUCUGUAGGGGGUAUUGUGAUGUGCGCAGCCCCUGUGUGUAACCGUUCUGUAAGCAGUGAUCAAGGCCAAAUUAAAUCGAAGAAUUACUUCAAUAUAAAAGUAGACAACCCUUGACAAUCCCAGGGUUGUCAAUGUCCUUCAAAACAGAGCGUGUAACAAAGUCCCAUCCUUCCUGCUGACAUGAUGUUCUGCCGUGUGCUCUGUUGUCCUCUACUAAUGGACCCAAUAGUUUUUCCUGAAGGAACCAAAGCACAGGUCCACCACACGUCAGGGUUUUCUAAGUGAAGCUGUCCUGUCAAUCCAGCAUUCCAGGGAUUCUCUGUAAAUGUAAAAGUGUAGACUACAGUAUGUAUAAAUGAUAUAUUGCCUUAAGCAAUGCUGUGUCCUACAGAACCCAAAGGCAUCUACAGUAAGCUACUGUAACUGUUGAGAUGUAAUGUUUUCUUCUUCAUGUGAGUGACCUGUAUGAUCAAACAACCAGUUGUGCACUUGUAAUUAAAAACUGAGGUAUAACUACCA